AUUAAGGUGGAGCAGAAGUACAGAGAGUACGAGCAACAAAUGCAGGGAGUGGUUCGGUCGUUCGAGCAGGCGGCAGGGCUGGGGUCGGCCAAGUCGUACGCCUCGCUCGCGCUACAGACAAUCUCUAAGCAAUUCCGGUGCCUCAAAGAUGCAAUAUGUUCCCAAAUAAGAGCCACCGGGAAGAGCCUUGGGGAGGAGGACUGGCUCGGGGCCAAGAUCCAAGGGUCCAGAUUGCGAUACGUGGACCAUCAUCUACGGCAGCAGAGAGCCCUACAGCAGUUGGGAAUGAUUCAGCAUAAUACUUGGAGGCCGCAGAGGGGAUUGCCUGAACGUGCCGUUUCUGUUCUUCGUGCUUGGCUUUUUGAGCAUUUCCUUCACCCAUAUCCCAAGGAUUCAGACAAGAUUAUUCUCGCCAAGCAAACGGGACUCACAAGGAGCCAAGUUUCGAACUGGUUUAUAAAUGCGAGAGUUCGCCUAUGGAAGCCAAUGGUUGAGGAAAUGUACUUGGAGGAAAUCAAAGAUCAAGAACAAAAUGGAGAAUCCCAAGACAUGAACAGAAACAACAAGAACGAACACAACAAGAUGCAACAUGGAGGAGGAGGAGGAGAUCAUCAGAAUCAUAACAAUGCAGAAGCAGCAAACUUUAAAUUGAUGAACGACCCACAAUCCAAGACAGAAAAUUUCAUCAACAAUCAUUCUCUCACGGAUCAUCACAUGUCCAAUAACAACUCAUCAUCAUCCUCAAUGUUGGGAUCAUUCAGCCUGAUCCGACCAUCCUCCUCCGACAUUCUGGGAAGUCCCAAGAAGCCAAGAACAAACAACAACAACAACCUUGAUUUUGAAUCAGCUCCCUCCACAAAAACCAUGCUUUUAAGAGACCAAAUUAACGACACCAAACACCUUCUCCACACUAGCUCCGGCCAUGCCCCUGGAUUUGGCGCCUACCCAAUUGCCGAAAUUGGAUCAAGGUUCAAUCCUGAGAUGUUGACCCCAAGAUUUCAUGGCAAUGGCGUCUCUCUCACUCUUGGCCUCCCACAUUCACAUUCCGAUAACCUCUCUCUUUCAGCAACCCAACACAACUACCUCUCCAACCCAAACCUAAGGCCGGUAGAAUUGGGAAAUAGUGUCGGAGCCGACUUCACCGACAUCCCGCCGCCUCCACCCUCCACCGCCUACGACGGCGUCGAAAUGCAAACCACCAAAAGGUUCGCCGCCCAAUUAUUGCCUGAUUUUGUUGCCUGAUGCUGCAGAUUGAAACAAGAGCCAUCCGAGGAAAAUGUGGCUCGCUCCAAACUCCAACUAUAAACAAAUACAAUGUCAGUAUAGGAACAUAUAAAUCUGUAUUUAUGUAUACUUUAAUUGCUUACUUGAUAUUUAUAUGGAACUUAAUUUGUAUUAUGUAUAAAUCUUCACACACCACAUCUCCAGAAAUAAGCGUAGGAUUGGGAAGAACAAUUAGUGUGCCAAAUCAUUUAGUGAAUUUGUAUCUUUUCUUCUCGUUUUUUUUUAA
Momordica charantia (bitter melon) is the source of this 1510-nucleotide messenger RNA. The record is from RefSeq and is a predicted model, not a curated record. NCBI's taxonomy places the organism in Eukaryota, Viridiplantae, Streptophyta, Magnoliopsida, Cucurbitales, Cucurbitaceae.